Equus quagga is the source of this 10781-nucleotide messenger RNA. RefSeq names its product tenascin XB (gene TNXB). The transcript is spliced from 35 exons. Gene Ontology annotation, molecular function: protein binding. The coding region runs from base 253 to 10593 and encodes 3446 amino acids. Lineage: Eukaryota; Metazoa; Chordata; Mammalia; Perissodactyla; Equidae. The record is from RefSeq and is a predicted model, not a curated record.
CACUGGUCCUCCCCCUUCUCCUCCCCCUGCUCACUGCAGCCUCCCUCCUUCUCACUGUCGCUGCUGAGAUCGACGGUCGGUCGGGUCGUGGCUCAGUGAGCCCCUGCUGCAGGGAACAAGCAGGGGGACAUCCAGGGAGCCCAGGGCUGCUACGGGGAGCCCACCCUGCCCUGCCCUGAGAACCUCCCCUCCCAAAGUCGGGGACAGAGCAGGUGCAGAGGCACUGAAGCCGCUUCUUCCCCAGCCUCCUGAAUGAUGGCAGCCCAAUGUUCCCUAACCUCCAACCUGGCCCUCCUGGUGCUGCUGGGCACAGUGCAAGCAGGCCCUUUCUCUCCACGGUCCAAUGUGACACUCCCAGCCCCACGGCCCCCUCCCCAGCCUGGGGGCCGCACCGAGGAGCCAAGAAGGGGAAGCCCCUCUUCUCAGCUUUAUGAGCACACUGUCCAAGGAGGAGAGAAGCAGGUGGUGUUCACCCACCGCAUUAACCUGCCCCCUUCAUCUGGCUGUGGCUGUCCCCCGGGCACUGAGCCCCCGGUGCCUGCUUCAGAGGUGCAGGCCCUGAGGAUCCGGCUAGAGAUCCUGGAGGAGCUGGUGAAAGGGCUCAAGGAACAGUGCACUGGCGGAUGUUGUCCUGCUGCUGCCCAGGCUGGCACAGGCCAGACAGACGUUCGUAGCCUCUGCAGUCUCCAUGGCGUGUUUGACCUGAGCCGCUGCUCCUGCUCCUGUGAGCCGGGCUGGGGUGGGCCCACCUGCUCGGAUCCCACAGACAACGAGAAGCCCUCCUCCUCCCCACCCUCAGCGACCGGGUCCUGCCCAGAUGACUGCAACGAUCAGGGUCGCUGUGUCCGCGGUCGCUGCGUGUGCUUCCCUGGCUACACUGGCCCCAGCUGUGGCUGGCCCUCCUGCCCCGAGGACUGCCACGGCCGCGGGCGCUGCGUGCAGGGCGUGUGCGUGUGCCGGGCGGGCUUCUCAGGCAGCGACUGCAGCCUGCGCUCCUGCCCUCGGGGCUGCAGCCAGAGGGGGCGCUGCGAGGACGGGCGCUGCGUGUGCGACCCCGGCUACGCUGGCGAGGACUGUGGGAUGAAAAGCUGCCCUCGAGGUUGCAGCCAGAGGGGGCGCUGCGAGAAUGGGCGCUGCGUGUGCAACCCCGGUUACACCGGCGAGGACUGUGGGGUGAGGAGCUGCCCCCGGGGCUGCAGCCAGAAGGGGCGCUGCGAGGACGGGCGCUGCGUCUGUGACCCCGGCUACGCUGGCGAAGACUGUGGCUCGCGGAGCUGCCCGUGGGACUGCGGCGAGGGCGGACGCUGCGUGGACGGCCGCUGCGUGUGCUGGCCGGGGUACGCGGGCGAGGACUGCGGCACGCGGACGUGCCCGCGCGACUGCCGAGGCCGUGGGCGCUGCGAGGAUGGCGAAUGCAUUUGCGACGCAGGCUACAGCGGGGACGAUUGCGGCGUACGUAGCUGCCCUGGCGACUGCCACCAAAGGGGCCGCUGCGAGGACGGCCGCUGUGUGUGCUGGCCAGGGUACACAGGGCUUGACUGCGGCGCACGCGCCUGCCCGCGAGACUGUCGGGGCCGCGGGCGCUGCGAGAACGGCGUGUGCGUGUGCAAUGCGGGCUACAGCGGCGAGGACUGCGGCGUGCGCAGCUGUCCCGGGGACUGUCGCGGCCGGGGCCGUUGCGAGAGUGGCCGCUGCGUGUGUUGGCCCGGGUAUACAGGACGGGACUGCGGCACGCGCGCCUGCCCUGGCGACUGUCGCGGGCGCGGGCGGUGCGUGGACGGCCGCUGCGUAUGCAAUCCGGGCUUCACAGGCGAGGAUUGCGGGAGUCGUCGGUGCCCUGGGGACUGUCGCAGUCGCGGCCGCUGCGAGGAUGGCGUGUGCGUGUGCGACGCAGGCUACGAGGGCGAGGACUGCGGCGCGCGCAGCUGCCCCGGAGGUUGCCGAGGUCGCGGCCAGUGCCUGGACGGGCGCUGCGUGUGCGACGACGGCUACUCGGGCGAGGACUGCAGCGAGAGGCGGUGCCCGCGCGACUGCAGCCAGCACGGCGUGUGCCAGGACGGUGUGUGUACCUGUUGGGAGGGCUACGCGGGCGAGGACUGCGGCCUCCGUACUUGUCCCUCCAACUGCCACCGACGUGGCCGCUGUGAGGACGGCCGAUGCGUGUGCGACUCAGGCUACACUGGCCCCUCCUGCUCAACCCGCACCUGUCCGGCCGACUGCCGGGGCCGUGGGCGCUGUGUGCAGGGAGUGUGCGUGUGCCAUGCGGGCUACAGCGGCGAGGACUGUGGGCAAGAAGAACCUCCCGCCAGCGCCUGCCCUGGGGGCUGCGGGCCCCGGGAAUUGUGCCGAGCAGGCCAGUGUGUAUGUGUCGAGGGCUUCCGAGGCCCCGACUGCGCCAUCCAGACGUGCCCCGAGGACUGCCGCGGCCGGGGAGAGUGUCGUGAGGGCAGCUGCAUCUGCCAAGAUGGCUAUGCAGGGGAGGAUUGCGGGGAAGAGGUGCCGGGCAUUGAGAGCAUGAGGAUGCACCUCCUGGAGGAGACGACAGUUCGAACAGAGUGGACCCGGGCUCCUGGCCCUGUGGAUGCCUAUGAAAUUCAGUUCAUCCCCACGACAGAGGGAGUGAGCCCCCCCUUCACAGCACGGGUGCCCAGCUCUGCCUCAGUCUAUGACCAGAGAGGAUUGGCCCCUGGUCAGGAGUACCAGGUCACUGUUCGUGCUCUUCGAGGGACUAGCUGGGGCCCUCCUGCCUCCAAGACCAUCACCACCAUGAUCGAUGGCCCCCAGGACCUCCGCGUGGUGGGUGUGACACCAACCACACUGGAACUCAGCUGGCUGCGCCCCCAGGCUGAGGUGGACCGAUUUGUGGUGUCAUACGUUAGUGCUGGCAACCAGAGAGUGCGGCUGGAAGUGCCCCCUGAGGCAGACGGGACGCUGCUAACUGACUUGAUGCCAGGCGUGGAAUAUGUGGUGACUGUCACUGCAGAGCGGGGCCGGGCAGUAAGCUACCCGGCUUCUGUCAGGGCUAACACAGCACCAGGUCACUACAGUUACCCGGAGGUGCGCCCCCCAGCCCCGCCCCCCAGGUCCCGGCCCCGGCCGGCCUCGGCCUCACGGCCUCCGCGCCCUGCUCGGCCCCCUCGGCCCUCACGGCCCUCACGGCCGGCGGAGGAGGGGGAGGAGGAGUCUCGGCCUGGGCCUAGCCUGCCCCUGCCCCCUCGACGGGCGUGGGCCAACCUGACGGCCGAGCUGGGCCGCUUCCGCGGCACGGUGCAGGACCUGGAGCGCCACCUGCGGGCCCACGGCUACCCACUGCGGGCCAACCAGACCUACACGUCGGUGGCGCGCCACAUCCAUGAAUACUUGCAGCGGCGGCGUCUGACGGCUGCAGCCCCCGUCGGCUCCCCCGCACACCAGCCCCGUCGCCCCCACCCCACCGCCAGCCCCGACUCAGGCACCUGGAAGCGGGACUCCAACCAGGGCAUCUACGGCCUCUCACCCGAAGGCGUCGACCGAGUGGCUGCGCCCCGCCACCCCAAGCCCGAGGUGCUGGGCAGUUCCGCUGACGGCGCCCUACUCGUAUCCCUCGAUGGGCUCCGCGGCCACUUCGAGCGCGUGGUGCUGCGCUGGCGGCCCCAGCCGCCCGCAGAGGGCCCCAGCGGGGAGGUGACCGUGCCGGGCACCACGCGCACCGUCAGCCUACCCGAUCUCAGGCCCGGCACCACCUACCACGUGGAGGUCCAUGGGGUGCGGGCAGGGCAGACCUCCAAGUCCUACGCCUUCAUCACCACCACAGGGUCCUCCCCCUCAGGCCUCUUGGGGGCGACUGAUGAGCCUCCUCCCUCCGGCCCUUCAACAACUCAAGGGGUCCGGGCUCCCGUCCUGCAGCAGCGCCCCCAGGAGCUGGCAGAGUUGCGGGUGCUGGGCAAAGACAAGACAGGGCACCUCCGCGUGGCCUGGACCGCCCAGCCUGACACCUUUGCCCACUUCCAGCUGCGCCUGAGCGUGCCCGAAGGGCCGGAAGUUCAUGAGGAACUACUGCCAGGGAAUGUCCGCCAGGCUCUGGUGCCCUCACCCCCUCCUGGAGCCCCCUAUGAGUUGUCACUUCGUGGGGUCCCUCCCGAGGGCGAGCCCUCUGCCCCUCUCAUCUACCAAGGCAUUAUGGACAAGGAUGGGGAGAAGCCUGGGAAGCCAUUGGUCCCACCACGCCUGGGCGAGCUGACAGCGACAGAUGCAACCUCCAGCUCCCUGCUUCUGCACUGGACAGUCCCUGAGGGCGAGUUUGACUCCUUCGUGAUCCAGUACAAGGACAGGGAUGGGCCCCAGGUGGUGCCCGUGGAGGGGCCCCAGCGCUCAGCCCUCAUCACCAACCUGGACCUCGGCCGAAAGUACAAAUUUGUCCUGUAUGGACUCGUGGGCAAGAAGAGGCACGGACCCCUAGUGGCUGAAGCCAAGAUAGUGCCUCAGAGUGAUCCCAGCCCAGCAACUCCACCCCGCCUGGGAAAGCUGUGGGUGACAGAUCCCACACCAGAUUCGAUGCACCUCUCCUGGACUGUCCCUGAGGGCCAGUUUGACUCCUUCGUGGUUCAAUACAGGGACAGGGAUGGACGGCCCCAGGUGGUGCCUGUAGAAGGGCCCGAGCGCUCCAUCACUGUUUCCCACCUGGACCCCGACCACAAGUACAGAUUCAGUCUGUUUGGGAUUGCCAACAAGAAGCGGCAUGGCCCCCUCACGGCUGAUGGCACCACUGCCCCAGAGAAGAGAGAGGAACCGCACCACCCAGAGGCCCCCGAGCAGCCCCUGCUGGGGGAACUGACAGUGACCGACGUCACCUCAGACUCCCUGCGCCUGGCCUGGACCGUGGCCCAGGGUUCCUUCGACUCCUUCAUGGUCCAGUACAAGGAUGCGCAGGGGCAGCCCCAGGCAGUGCCCAUCGAGGGGAAUGAGAAUGAGGUCACCAUCCCUGGUUUGGAGUCCGACCGAAAGUAUAAGAUGAACCUCUACGGGCUUCAUGGCAGGCAGCGUGUGGGGCCUGUGUCUGUGGUGGCCACCACCGCCCCCCAGGAUGUUGCAGAUGAGACCCCCAGCCCCACUGAGGUGGAGGAGGCGCCCAGCUCCACAGAACCCAGCACAGAGGCCCCAGAGCCCCCCGAGGAGCCCCUCCUGGGGGAGCUGACGGUGACAGGAUCUUCCCCAGACUCGCUGAGCCUGUCCUGGACCGUCCCCCAGGGUCACUUUGACUUCUUCACUGUCCAGUACAAGGACAGAGAUGGCCGGCCCCAGGUGGUGCGUGUCGGGGGUGAGGAGAACGAGGUCACCAUUGGGGGCCUGGAGCCAGGGCGCAAGUACAAGAUGAACCUGUAUGGCCUGUACGAGGGACAGCGUGUGGGCCCCAUGUCCACGGUGGGCGUGACCGCUCCACAGCCAGAAGAGACUCCUCCAGCCACAGAGCACCCCAUGGAGCCACGCCUGGGGGAGCUGACAGUGACGGAUGUGACUCCCAACUCUGUGGGCCUCGCAUGGACCGUCCCUGAGGGCCAAUUUGACUCCUUCAUGAUCCAGUACAAGGACAGGGACGGGCAGCCCCAGGUGGUACCUGUGGAUGCAGACCAGCGUGAGGCCACUGUCCCCAGCCUGGAGCCUGCACACAAAUACAAGAUAAACUUCUACGGGCUACAUGGUGGGCAGCGUAUGGGCCCCCUCUCUGUGAUAGCUGUGACGGCUCCCCUCCUGCCAGCCCCAGCCACAGAGUCCCUCCAGGAGCCACGCCUGGGGGAGCUGACAGUGACAGAUGUGACCCAGGACUCCGUGGGCCUCUCGUGGACAGUCCCCGAGGGUGAAUUCGACUCCUUCGUGGUCCAGUACAAGGACAGGGAUGGGCAGCCCCAGGUGGUGCCUGUGGCCGCAGACCAGCGCGAGGUCACCAUCCCUGGCCUGGAGCCCAGUAGGAAAUACAAGUUCCUGCUCUUUGGGAUCCAGGAUGGGAAACGACGCAGCCCAGUCUCUGUGGAGGCAAAGACGGCUGCCCAAGGUGACGCCAGCCCAGGGACCCCACCCCGCCUCGGGGAGCUGUGGGUGACAGACCCCACCCCAGACUCACUGCACCUCUCCUGGACAGUCCCUGAGGGCCACUUUGACUCCUUUGUGGUCCAGUUCAAGGACAGGGAUGGGCCCCGGGUGGUGCCUGUGGAGGGCCAUGAGCGCUCGGUCACCAUCACCCCUCUGGACACCGGCCGCAAGUACAGAUUCCUCCUCUACGGCCUCCUGGGCAAGAGGCGCCACGGCCCCCUCACUGCAGACGGCACCACAGAGACCCGGAGUACUACGGACAAUGCUGGCACAAAGCGUCCCCCAAAACCUCGUCUGGGGGAUGAGCUGCAGGUGACCAGCGUGACACCGGACUCCGUGGGCCUCUCCUGGACAGUCCCCGAGGGCCAGUUUGACUCCUUUGUGGUCCAGUACAAGGACAGGGACGGGAAGCCCCAGGUGGUGCCCGUGGAGGGCAGCCUCAGGGAGGUCAGCAUCUCGGGCCUGGACCCUGGCCGCAGGUACAAGCUGCUGCUCUACGGGCUGCACCAGGGCAAGCGCAUGGGUCCCAUCUCAGCCGUGGCCGUGACCGCCCCCAGGGAAGAAAUUGAAGCUGAGACCAUGGCCCCAAGCCCUCCAGCGUCUGAGCCCCACCUCGGAGAGCUGACCCUGGAGGAGGCCACGCCGCACACCCUGCGUCUAUCCUGGACAGCGAUUCAGGGAGAAUUUGACUCCUUCGAGGUCCAGUACACAGACCAAGAUGGACGACUCCAAGUGGUCAAUUUAGGGGGCGACCAGAAUGACAUCACCCUCUCUGGCCUGGAAUCUGACCACAGAUACCUCGUGAACCUAUACGGUUUCCACGGCCGGCAGCGUGUGGGUCCUGCUCAGAUUGAGGCCCUGACAGUCCCAAGAGAGGAAGAGGAUGAACCUUCAGAACCUCCUACCAUGACCCCCGAGCCUCCCUUCAAGCCGCACCUGGGGGAGCUGGCAGUGACAGACGCCACCCCUGACUCCCUAGGCCUCUCCUGGACAGUCCCCGAGGGCCACUUUGACCACUUCCUGAUCCAGUACAAGAACGGGGACGGGCAGCCCAAGGCAGUGCGAGUGCCGGGGCACGAGGACAGGGUCACCGUCUUGGGCCUGGAGCCAGACCACAAGUACAAGAUGAACCUGUACGGCUUCCAUGAUGGCCAGCGUGUGGGCCCCAUCUCUGUCAUUGGGGUGACAGCUGCAGAGGAAGAGACCCCCAGCCCCACAGUGGUGGAGGAGACCCCCAGCCCCACGGAACCCGGCACAGAGGCCCCAGAGCCUCCUGAGGAGCCUCUCCUGGGGGAGCUGAUGGUGACAGGAUCUUCCCCAGACUCGCUGAGCCUGUCCUGGACUGUCCCCCAGGGCCACUUUGACUUCUUCACCGUUCAGUACAAGGACAGAGAUGGCCGGCCCCAGGUGGUGCGUGUCAGGGGCGAGGAGAGGGAGGUCACCAUUGGGGGCCUGGAGCCGAGGCGCAAGUAUAAGAUGCACCUGUAUGGACUGCACGAGGGGCAGCGCGUGGGCCCCAUGUCCACCGUGGGCAUGACUGCCUCCCUGCCCACAGAGCCCCCAGUGGCACCCCGCCUGGGGGAGCUGGCUGUGGCAGCCGUGACCUCGAACACAGUGCGCCUCUCGUGGACGGUGGCCCAGGGCCCCUUCGACUCCUUCCUGGUCCAGUACAGGGAUGUGCAGGGGCAGCCCCAGGCCGUGCCCGUGGGUGAAGACCUCCGCGAGGUCACCAUCUCUGGUCUGGACCCAGCCCGCAAGUACAGGUUCCUUCUCUUCGGACUCCAGGAUGAGAAACGGCAUGGCCCAGUCUCUGCAGAAGCAAAGACCCUCCCAGACACGAAACCUUCUCCCCGCCUGGGGGAGCUGACAGUGACGGCCACAACACCUGACUCCCUGGACCUCUCAUGGACUGUCUCCGAGGGUGAAUUCGACUCCUUUGUGGUCCAGUACAAGGACAGGGACGGGCAGCCCCAGGUGGUGCCUGUGGCUGCAGACCGGCAUGAGGUCACCAUUCCCGGCCUGGAGCCCAAUAGGAAAUACAAGUUCCUGCUCUACGGGCUGGCAGGCAGGAAGCGGCUGGGCCCCAUCUCUGCUGACGGCACCACAGCUCACCUGGAGAAGGAGCAGCAGCCCCCACCCCGCCUGGGGGAGCUGACGGUGACGGAUGAGACCCCAGACUCCCUGCACCUCUCGUGGACGAUGGCCCAGGGCCCCUUUGACUCCUUCGUGGUUCAGUACAGGGACACAGACGGACAGCCCCGGGCCGUACCUGUGGCCGCAGACCAGCGGGAGGUCACCAUAGAAGGCCUGGAGCCUGGCAGGAAAUACAAGUUUCUGCUGUAUGGGCUCCUGGGAGGGCAGCGCCUGGGCCCCGUCUCUGUCCUGGGAGUGACAGCCCCAGAAGAAGACACGCCAGCCCCCUGGCGCCCUGCCACAGAGGCCCCAGAGCCCCCCAAAGGGCCCCACCUAGGGACGCUGGCAGUGACCAACGGAACCCCAGACUCCCUGCGCCUCUCAUGGAGUGUGACCCAGGGCCCCUUUGACUCCUUCGUGGUCCAGUAUCGGGACACAGACGGGCAGCCCCAGGCCUUGCUCGUGGGUGGCGACCAGAACAAAGUCCUCGUGUCAGGCCUGGAGCCCAGCACCUCCUACAAGUUCUUCCUCUAUGGCCUCCAUGAAGGGAAGCGCCUGGGGCCUGUCUCAGCCGAGGGCACCACAGGGUCAGCUCCUCCUGGUCAGACCCCAGGGGAGCCAGGGCCCCGCCUGUCCCAGCUGUCUGUGACUGACGUGACCACAAGUUCACUGCGGCUCAACUGGGAGGCCCCACCUGGGGCCUUUGACUCCUUCCUGCUCCGCUACGGGGUCCCGUCACCAAGCACUCUGGAGCCGCAUCCGCGUCCCCUGCUGCAGCGGGAGCUGACAGUGCCGGGGACACGGCGCUCAGCCGUGCUCCGGGACCUACGUCCAGGGAUCCUGUACAGCCUUACAUUGUAUGGGCUGCGUGGGCCCCACAAGGCAGACAGCAUCCAGGGCACCGCCCGUACCCUCAGCCCAGUUCUGGAGAGCCCCCGUGACCUUCAAUUCAGCGAAAUUGGGGAGACCUCAGCCAAAGUCAGCUGGACGCCCCCACCGUCCAGAGUGGACAGCUUCAAAGUUUCCUACCAGCUGGCAGAUGGAGGGGAGCCACAGAGCGUGCAGGUGGAUGGCCGAACCCGGACCCAGAGACUCAAGGGGCUGAUCCCAGGGGCUCAGUACGAGGUGACCGUGGUCUCUGUCCGCGGCUUUGAGGAGAGUGAGCCUCUCACAGGCUUCCUCACCACAGUUCCUGACGGCCCCACCCAGCUGCGUGCACUGAACUUGACUGACGGAUCAGCCCUGCUGCACUGGAAGCCCCCCCAGGCCCCUGUGGACACAUAUGACAUCAGAGUCACAGCCCCAAGGGCCCCCCCUCUACAGGCCUCAGCCCCCGGCAGCUCUGUGGACUACUCCUUGCACGACCUUGUGCUCCACACCAACUACACGGCGACCGUGCGUGGCCUUCGGGGCCCCAACCUCACCUCCCCAGCCAGCAUCACCUUCACCACAGGAUUGGAAGCCCCUCGGGACUUGGAAGCCCAGGAAGUGACCCCCCGCACGGCCCUGCUCACUUGGACAGAGCCCCAAGUCCCGCCAACUGGCUACCUGCUCAGCUUCCACACCCCUGGCGGACAGAUCCAGGAGAUCCUGCUCCCAGGAGGCAUCACCUCUCACCAGCUCCGGGGCCUCUUUCCCUCCACCCCCUACAGCGCAUGGCUCCGGGCCAUGUGGGGCGAGAGCCUCACGCCGCCCGUGUCCACCUCUUUCACCACUGGUGGACUGAGAAUCCCUUUCCCCCGGGACUGUGGGGAGGAGAUGCAGAACGGGCCCAGCACCUCGAGAACCACCACCAUCUUCCUCAAUGGCAACCGCGAGCGGCCCCUGAACGUGUUUUGUGACAUGGAGACCGAUGGGGGUGGCUGGCUGGUGUUCCAGCGCCGCAUGGAUGGACAAACGGACUUCUGGAGGGACUGGGAGGACUAUGCCCAUGGUUUUGGGAACAUCUCCGGGGAGUUCUGGCUGGGCAACGAGGCCCUACACAGCCUGACGACAGCCGGGGACUACUCCAUGCGUGUAGACCUGCGGGCUGGGGACGAGGCCGUGUUUGCCCAGUAUGACUCCUUCCGAGUAGACUCAGCCGCUGACUACUACCGCCUCCACCUGGAGGGCUACCAUGGCACCGCAGGGGACUCCAUGAGUUACCACAGCGGCAGUGUCUUUUCCGCUCGUGAUCGAGACCCCAACAACUUGCUCAUCUCCUGUGCCGUCUCUUACCGAGGGGCCUGGUGGUACAGGAACUGCCACUAUGCCAACCUCAACGGGCUCUACGGGAGCACAGUGGACCACCAGGGAGUGAGCUGGUACUACUGGAAGGGCUUCGAUUUCUCCGUGCCCUUCACGGAAAUGAAACUAAGACCAAGAAGCUACAGGCCUCCGGCCCGGGGAGGUUGAGCCUCUGCUCAGCCUCCCGCGCCCCAGUAUGACUGCCGAGCACUGAGGGGUCGCGCUGGGAGAAGAGCCAGGGGCCACCGUCACCACCCACCCACCGGAGGAAGCCUUCUCCACCCGCGAUCUCACAGCACCAUGUUUACAGGGGGGAGGGAAGGGGUUUAUAGGGGAGCAAUAAAAGGAGAAACUGA